CCUCCCGAGGUGCGAAACGUUUUUCUUUUCUUUUCUCACCGUCCCCACAGGAACAGAGAGCUACCCAAUCCUCACCCGCGGCAGAGAAGGCAGCGGCGGCGCGCGUCGAGCUAGCACCGAGCGAUUCUCCUGGGAGCACCUAGCCGGCCAAGAUAACAAGCACAGCAGCCCCGUUUCUCUCCCUCAAAAAGCAGAGUGAGCAUGGUUCAUCCAUUUGAUUGUGUUCCCAGCUGAGGCUGCUUGGUCAUCUGCUGGAACGGCGCCUGGAAAAAUGGCGUCCACCCUUCUCCCGACCUUAUUGCCGCCAGUUUCACGUGCCGUCGCCUUCCUCCUCCGAACCCCACCAAAACCCUUCCGCUCUCACCAUCCGCUUUUCCGCAGCCUCCCCGCCUCAGCUUCUUCCCCAUCAACCCCUCCUACUUACCACUCCCUCGUCACCAUGGCCUCCGCGGGUAUCCCUGCGCGCCGGGACCUCCUCAUGCUUGGCAUUGAGACCAGCUGUGAUGACACUGCUGCUGCCGUGGUUAGAGGCGAUGGGGAGAUCCUUAGCCAAGCGAUUGCUUCCCAAUCAGAUUUGCUUGUGAAAUGGGGCGGUGUCGCUCCUAAGAUGGCCGAAGAAGCUCAUGCGCUUGCUAUUGAUCAGGUUGUUCAGAAAGCACUCGAUGACGCAAAUGUGUCAGAGACUGAUCUUUCUGCUGUGGCCGUGACCAUUGGACCAGGGCUUAGUCUAUGCCUUAGAGUUGGUGUUCACAAAGCUCGGAAAAUAGCAAAAGUAUUUGGCUUGCCUAUUGUUGGAGUUCACCAUAUGGAGGCACAUGCUUUAGUUUCCAGGCUAGUGAACAAGGACCUUGAUUACCCUUUUUUAGCUCUUCUAAUUUCAGGACACAAUCUUCUUGUACUCGCUCAGAACCUUGGUGAGUAUGUUCAACUGGGAACUACAAUAGAUGAUGCAAUUGGUGAGGCAUAUGACAAGUCAGCAAGAUGGCUGGGUCUUGAUAUACGGAAAGGUGGUGGUCCUGCUCUUGAGGAGCUUGCCCUAGAAGGUGAUCCAAAUUCUAUUAAAUUCACAGUUCCGAUGCGACAACAGAAAGAUUGCAAUUUCUCUUAUGCUGGUCUGAAGACUCAAGUUCGAUUGGCUAUUGAAUCCAGAAAUCUGUGCACAGAUGAUAUCCCCAUUUCUUCUGCAACAGAAGAAGACAGACAACUAAGGGCGAACAUUGCUGCCUCUUUUCAGCGGAUUGCUGUUCUACAUUUGGAGGAUAGAUGCCAGCGAGCAGUUGAAUGGGCAUUGAAGAUGAAACCUUCAAUUAAAAACUUUGUAAUGCAGGUUGUUUCAGGUGGUGUUGCUUCUAACCAGUAUGUUAGGACCCGCUUGAAUCAUAUUGCUGAGAAGAAUGGCCUACAGCUCGUAUCCCCUCCCCCAAGUCUUUGUACUGACAAUGGUGUCAUGAUUGCUUGGACUGGAAUCGAGCACUUUGUUGCCGGUAGAUUUGAAGAUCCACCUCCCGCUGAUGAGCCUGAUGAUAUGCAGUAUGACUUGCGUCCAAGAUGGCCACUUGGUGAGGAACAUUCAGAAGGAAGAAGUGUUUCACGAUCACUGAAAACGGCUAGGAUCCAUCCAUCACUUACAUCCAUGACACACAGCUCUCUCCACAACUAGUAUGUGUUGAUAUUCUGGAUCAAAAUACAAUUGCAUCUCACAAGGAACUGCAUAUCAACAUGUCACAAGGAAGAAGAACCGUCUACAUAGAAGGCGCCCAAACCUUGGGCAACUUGUUAAGUUCUACUUACAUGCACAUGGAUCAGAGUUUGAGAAAUAGAACGCUUACCUGAUGAUCCUGCAGGACUGCAUUGGCUGCUAUCGGUCUGAAGCUUCUUGCAUCUUGAUUCAUAUUCUGCUAGAAAUACUCUUGUAGAAAGUGCUCAGGCUCUAAAUAAAAAGUAAGCAUUGCGAGACAUGAAAGGGUGGAAGUACAGCUGCCAACUUGGAUUUUUAGCUGUCCUAAUGAGUCACAUCGUUCAUGAUGGAAGUGCUAUUUUUCUUCAGCGUUUUUUUACAGGACUGUAUUUGAAAGUCAUGUGGAUACUGUACCAAAAGGCAACUGAAACAAUCAACAAUGAAUGAACUACAACGCGAAUACA
This is a messenger RNA of Triticum dicoccoides, 2142 nucleotides long. Its product is annotated as probable tRNA N6-adenosine threonylcarbamoyltransferase, mitochondrial. The record is from RefSeq and is a predicted model, not a curated record. The transcript has 16 exons. Gene Ontology annotation, biological process: tRNA threonylcarbamoyladenosine modification. The coding region runs from base 272 to 1660 and encodes 462 amino acids. Gene Ontology annotation, cellular component: mitochondrion. NCBI's taxonomy places the organism in Eukaryota, Viridiplantae, Streptophyta, Magnoliopsida, Poales, Poaceae.